UACAGAGUCGGGUUACAAAAUGUCAAACAAUUAUUUUUCGAAAACAAUUUUUUUUUUUAUUUGACAUUGAAUAUAUCUUUAACAAGUUAAGAUCAUACUUAUAUACAGUUUGCUACUGAUCGUUAUUGAUAUACUUGGUUAUUAUGGAGUUAACUAUUAAGGAACUGGAUUGUGACUCUGUACCUUUCAAAGAUCCAAAGGAAAUAGGGUCUUUUUCAAUCGAUAUCAACAGCGUUUACGAGAAUUCUCGAAAAAGUUUAAGAUAUUUUGUCAGUCCUCCAAACCCCGAAAAUGUUCGGUUCGAUCUCCGACAAGGAUUUGAUACAAGAAUUAUAAGGGAUACAGGAAAUGAUUUUCAUGUUUUGCGCUGGAUAAUUGACAAUCAGGAUAAGUUUCCAAUAAAUCAAGAUGAAGGAAACGGACGGCAAUGUACAGGAGAAUCUGGACAAGCAAGAUCAAUGGAGGCUACAACACAGCAGGGAAGAAAGCACGUUGAUGACAAGGGAAUCUCUGGUAAAGAACUUGGUGAUUUAGAGACUGAGUUAAGUGGACUGAUGAUCAAUAAACAUGAAACAACAACGGAUAUAUGUGAGCGCGCAAAACCGCGAAAGCUUGGUGUUGAUUUUGUGUGUCGACGUGGAUUGCUGACUAAAGUAAUGCUAUCACCGUAUGGAGACAAAGAGGGCUGGUUCAUUGCUGUUGUUUAUUACAACGGGACCUACUACCUUAAUGAGAUUUUUCCAAAAGAAAGAUUCAAAUUUGAAAAUGAUGAAAUGAGUUGUUGGGGAUGGAAAUUUGAACAAUAUCUUACAGCAGAUACCAAGGAUGGACAGCCGAAUACUGACGUACCUUACACCAACUGUGAAAAACUUUAUACGGUUGUUAAAACAGAACUUAACAAGCAUUCUUUAGUUUAUUCAGGUGAGAUAGACGCACUUAAUGUUGAUGAUGUCAAUGGUGACUACUACAUGGAGUUCAAAACAAAUAAGGAAUUUUCUCAUCCAGGAAAUAUCAAAACGUUCAAAAGGUUCAAGACAAAGAAGUGGUGGGCACAAAGUCACCUUAUUGGAAUAAAGACUAUCGUCUGUGGAUUUAGAGAUGAAAGUGGUGUUGUUAAACGGUUGGACUUCUAUGAUACAAACUCGUUGCCAGAUUUGGCAAAAAAGGAUGUGUAUAAUCCAUGGAAACCAAACGUGUGUACAAAUUUCCUGGAUAAAUUUCUCACAUUUAUCAAAGACUCCAUUAGGAUCGACGACCCCAAAAUAGUGCAUACACUGAGGUGGUCACCAAGAGGACGAAUUGAAUGCAGUCCACCACUAAGGAAUUCUGAAUACAAUUUUCUGCCACAGUGGUACAUUGAUGGUUCUGCUUAAUUGCAAUUACAUUAUGAACAAUUCCUCCCGAAAAUAAUGUCGAUUAAUUGUCGUCAUUUUACAUGUGUAUUUUGUUUGCUUUUGUUUCUGAUUUUUGUUGUUUUUUUCUCUCUUCUUGAAAUAUUGUUAGAGGUUAUUUUUUAUGCAUUGCUGAAUUCAACGUUGAAUCCUGUGGACGGACGAGUGUAUGGCUGUAAACGCAGACGCGGUAGCUAUCCAAUCAUAAAUACUGGACGAUUACAUGGUGUCAACGCUAAAAGAUCAUUAAUUUUGUUACAAUUAGGUGUGAAACAAGGGUUUACAGUGUAACCUCUCAAAACCGAGCGUCUGUGGGCCUAGCCAAAAUAUUCGGAAUUUCGAAGAAUCCGGAAUACUGAAGUUCAGAAUUAUUUGAACAGACAGAAACAUUUAACAUUCGUUGUUUAAGAAAGAAAUGAUGAAAAAAUAUGUGAAGCUGAUUAAAUUCAUCAAAUGAAAUAAUUACAGGACUUUUAAAAUAGUUCAUAGUUGCUUUUAUUUCUAACUAUAACUUGAUUUGUUGAUACAAUAGCAUAAUGUUAACUAUCAAAAUUUAUCCUUAAUUAUAUAACAUGUAGAUCUAGCACCUGCUAUUAACCUGUAAUCUUUGUUUUUCAUCACAAUUUUCUUCUCAGUUUCUAGGUGUCAAGAUAUAAUUAGGGAUAAUUGGUAAAUACUGACAUUUUGAAGGUUUUACAUUCUCAGGUGCAACAUAAUGCCUUCAAACCCUUUCCAAUUUUCGGAUUUUGGAUGUAAAUUUGAAUUCAUGCUAUCCAUUUUUUUCCAGAAAAUAGUUCGGAAUCAGAAUUUAGAAAUUCCGUAAUUAUACAGAAAACUUAUGGAGAAAUUUGGGACCCUGAAAAAUGUUCGGAUUUCAUAAGUUUCCGGAAUCCAGAAAUUCUGGAAUUUGGAAGUUAAACUGUAUAUGUUUCAAUGACAAAAAGUAAAAUAUUGACAUUUACAAAAUGUAUCUAUUAUUAUAAUAGUGCUUCUGUGAUUCUUUUUUCCUGAAAAGUAACGGUAAAAUGCAAAUACAUAUUUAUAAAACAUAAACUUCGAAUGUUGGUGUGAUUUGAAUUGGUCGACUAUAAUUAAAAUUGUUAUACAUGUAAUCUGUCCAGCUAUGGAUAUGCAAAGUACGUUAUAAAACAAGGUGUUUUAUUGGGACUUUUUUAUUUAACAAUAGAAUGGUUAGUUUGACAUAAAAUUGACUAAAAUGUUCAUAUCUA
Ruditapes philippinarum (Manila clam) is the source of this 2620-nucleotide messenger RNA. RefSeq names its product decapping and exoribonuclease protein-like. NCBI's taxonomy places the organism in Eukaryota, Metazoa, Mollusca, Bivalvia, Venerida, Veneridae. Gene Ontology annotation, cellular component: cytosol; nucleus. Gene Ontology annotation, molecular function: mRNA 5'-diphosphatase activity. Gene Ontology annotation, biological process: NAD-cap decapping; nuclear-transcribed mRNA catabolic process. The transcript has 10 exons. The record is from RefSeq and is a predicted model, not a curated record. The coding region runs from base 144 to 1373 and encodes 409 amino acids.